CCUGCUUCCCUCAGUUCCCCCCUUUUCACUCCCCAUCUCUCUGUUGCUUUCCUUCAACAACUCUCUCUGUCUCUGUUUCCAGCAUUGCAAGCACAGAGCAAUUCUCCUUUGAUUUCCCUAUCUGGGUCAAGAGAGAAAAAGGGGAGAGUCAGAUUUGAUUGGAUUUUUUUUAUUAUCUUUCUUGAUUUGUUUCCAUGUAAUUUUUGAUUUCUGCCAAGUUAUAUACAGCUCUCAAUUAGGACUACAUUGUUAAGGAAAAACCCAACAGAGAUCUGUCGUCCUUUCCCUGUUUUUGGUUUUGAGAAAGCAGCCAGUUUAACCAUCCCAUCCUCUGUUUUCCUCUGUUUUUUCUCUGCUCUGCUCUGCUGAGAUAGAGAGAGAUAGAGAUGGCUGAAAAUUCACCCAAAAUCUUGAUACCAGAGUCAUUUCAGGUGUCCAGAGAUGACAUUACAGGGCAACUAAGUUUAAUUUGGGAGCUAAUCAAAGCCCCAUUGAUUGUUCCUCUGCUGAAACUUGGGGUUUACAUUUGCUUGGCCAUGUCUCUCAUGCUGUUCAUGGAAAGGCUUUACAUGGGUGUUGUCAUUAUCCUUGUAAAGCUUUUCUGGAAGAAACCAGAAAAGAGAUACAAGUUUGAGCCGAUACAGGACGAUGAGGAACUCGGGAACUCAAAUUUCCCUGUAGUUCUUGUGCAAAUCCCAAUGUACAAUGAAAAAGAGGUUUACAAGAUCUCCAUUGGAGCUGCUUGUGGACUUUCAUGGCCAUCCGAUCGUCUCGUGAUCCAAGUCCUCGACGAUUCAACUGACCCUGUUAUCAAGCAAAUGGUGGAGCAAGAGUGUCAAAGGUGGGCAAGUAAAGGCGUAAACGUAGUGUACCAAAUCAGAGAGACCAGAGGGGGCUACAAAGCCGGCGCCCUUAAAGAAGGCCUGAAGAGAAGCUACGUGAAACACUGCGAAUACGUCGCCAUCAUCGACGCCGACUUCCGACCGGAGCCAGACUUCCUCCGGCGAAGCAUUCCUUUCCUGGUCCACAAUCCUGACAUUGCACUGGUUCAAGCUCGCUGGAGAUUCGUGAAUGCGGAUGAGUGUUUGUUGACUAGAAUGCAAGAGAUGUCACUGGAUUACCAUUUUACAGUGGAACAAGAAGUUGGAUCAGCAACUCAUGCCUUCUUUGGUUUCAAUGGAACUGCUGGGAUAUGGAGAAUUGCUGCUAUCAAUGAGGCAGGUGGAUGGAAGGACAGGACAACAGUGGAGGACAUGGACCUUGCAGUCCGAGCUAGUCUCCGUGGAUGGAAAUUCGUCUACCUAGGUGAUCUCCAGGUGAAAAGUGAACUUCCUAGUACAUUCAAGGCCUUCCGCUUUCAACAGCAUCGUUGGUCUUGUGGUCCUGCUAAUUUGUUUAGGAAGAUGGUUUGGGAGAUUGUUACAAACAAUAAAGUGAAAUUCUGGAAGAAAGUCUAUGUUAUCUACAGCUUCUUCUUCGUCAGAAAGAUUAUAGCUCAUAUGGUCACAUUUUGCUUUUACUGUGUGGUUCUUCCUCUCACCAUUUUGGUACCUGAAGUUAAAGUCCCACUCUGGGGAGCAGUUUACAUUCCUUCAAUUAUCACCAUUCUGAAUUCAGUUGGAACACCAAGGUCUAUUCACCUGUUGUUCUACUGGAUCCUGUUUGAGAAUGUGAUGUCAUUGCACCGGACUAAGGCAACAAUAAUCGGUCUCCUGGGGGCUGGUAGAGCCAAUGAAUGGGUUGUCACUGAAAAAUUAGGAGAUACACUCAAGAAACAAGAAGCUGCAAAGAAAGCAAAUGUUAAAGCUCCUAGAAAACUUGGCUUCAGAUUCAAAUUUGCUGACAGGCUGAAUACAUUGGAGUUAGGAUUCGCAGCAUUCCUUUUCCUCUCUGGAUGCUAUGAUUAUGUGCAUGGGAAGAACUACUACUUUGUAUACCUCUUCCUCCAAACAGUUACCUUCUUCAUCACAGGAAUUGGCUAUGUGGGCACCAUCAUAUAGUUACAUAAAUCCUCUUAGCCUUUAUCUUGGUGUGCCAGUUUUCUUUUACCCCACAGCCCAAUUAUAUGUAUAAGUGGGGAUCUGUCUGCAACAUUUGACUACAAAAUCCCUCUGUUAGCUCAUUCAAAAACACAAUAGGUCAUUCAUCAACAAUUUCAGCACAAAAAGGUUUCGCCAAUGUCUCCCACGAAAAAAGUGGUGAACCCAGAAUUUACAAGAAAACAGAUCUUGUUGCUAUGCCAACAAGUUGAAGGAAAUGAAGAAACAACCUGUGGUAUCUACAGAUAGCAGGGAGAUUGUGUUCUUUCUUGAGAUUUUUUUUUUUUUCUUUAUAAUUGAAACUUGAGUCUCUAUUUAUUAGUUUUAUUUAAGUUUUGUUAAGGGAAUAAGGUGAUGAUUCUGAAACAGGGUGAAGCUGUAAUCAUAGUUAAUUUAUCAAUUCAAGUCUUAUUGUGUUUACAGCUGCAGUUUCUAUGCCACAAAAGCUGAUGUUAUGCAAACUAAAUUUUCACAAAAGCA
Rubroshorea leprosula is the source of this 2519-nucleotide messenger RNA. The record is from the annotation of a GenBank genome assembly. Lineage: Eukaryota; Viridiplantae; Streptophyta; Magnoliopsida; Malvales; Dipterocarpaceae.